Messenger RNA from Mercurialis annua (annual mercury), 1524 nucleotides. RefSeq names its product pentatricopeptide repeat-containing protein At1g63080, mitochondrial-like. Gene Ontology annotation, molecular function: protein binding. Bases 1 to 1524 code for a protein of 507 amino acids. The transcript has a single exon. Lineage: Eukaryota; Viridiplantae; Streptophyta; Magnoliopsida; Malpighiales; Euphorbiaceae. The record is from RefSeq and is a predicted model, not a curated record.
AUGCCUUCACCUUAUACACAACUGUCCCAAAUUCUCCUUCAAUAUCCUUCAUUCAGCACUAUUUCUACACUCAGCAACACCUCCAAUGGCAACUAUGCAAAAUUCUCAGGUACCAAUAGAUUAUCAUUAUCCACAAUCAUUCACAGAAAAGGUAUCACUUUGGUUGGAAAAUUCAAGAGUCUACCCAUCAAACAACAAUUGCAAGAAACCAAAGAUUCUGAUGAGAAAACCAGUAAAUUUCAAGUGCAGAGUCUCAUAGAUUCAAUUACAGGAUUACCCAUUAAAGAUAGAAUUGAAAUUCUCAAUAAUUUUAUGAAAAAUGGAGAAUCUUGGAGUUUAUCAGAGUUCAAUGAUCUUCUCAUGGCUUUAGUACAAGCCAAUGAGCUUGAUCUAGCAUUAUACAUGUAUUCUAAUGUCUCCACUCUUUGUUUAGUCCCAGAUUGUUGGACACUUUCAAUUAUUGUCAACUGUCACUGCAAGAGAAAUGAAGUUGAUGAGGCUAAACUAGUUUUAUACUACAUGUUAGAAAAUGGGUUAAACCCUAGUGUGGUAACAUUCACCACAUUGGUGAAUUCAUAUUGCAAAAAGGGUAAAUUAAAGAAAGCUUUUGAAGUUAUUGGAUUAAUGGAUGGAAAUGGAUGCAAACCAAAUAUCCAAACUUAUAAUUGUUUGUUGAAGGGUUUGUGUUAUGUAGGAAGAGUAGAGGAAGCUUUUGAUUUACUCGGGGAGAUCAAGAAAUUGCGCGUAAAACCGGAUGUUUAUACGUACACAGCUUUGAUGAAUGGUUUUUGUAAAGUGGGUAGAUCAGAUGAAGCAAUGGAGUUGCUUAAUGAAGCUAUUGAGAUUGGUUUGACUCCAAAUGUUAUCACUUUUAAUACUCUGUUUGAUGGGUAUAAUAAAGAGGGGAGGCCAUUGUUAGGAGUUGGUGUGAUGAAGAAAAUGAAAAGGAUGAAUUGUUUGCCUGAUUAUAUUAGCUAUAGCACGUUGCUUCGCGGGUUGUUGAUGUGGAGAAAGAUCAGAACGGGGCUGCGAGUUUACGAGGAAAUGGUGAGGAAUGGUUUUGAAGUUGAUGAGAAGUUGAUGAAUAGUCUGUUGAGAGGUUUGUGUAGGAAAUUCUUGAGGGAUAAUGAACUAUUAGAAUAUGUACACCAGGUGUUUGAGAAAAUGACUGAAAGAGGAUGUGUUAUUGACAAUGGGACAUACGGUUUGGUAAUCCAAGCAUUUUUAGUGGGAAAGAAAUUUGAUGAUGCUUUGACCAGUUUAAGCCUGAUGAUUAGGUCUGGAUAUAGUCCGAGGUCAAUUACCAUAAACCGUUUAAUUUAUGCAUUUUGUGUAGAGGGGAAGAUCGAUAAGGCAAUCUCGAUCAUAGUUCUCAUGUUUGAAACCCAUAAAUUCCCAGGUAUGGUGUCCUACAAUCUCAUGAUUCGUGAAUUGAAUAGACAAGGAAAGUUCUCAGUGGCUUGUAAUGUCUAUGGGGCGGCAUUGGUUCGAGGUGUGGUUCCGAACCAAAAGCCCCAACGAUGA